Frieseomelitta varia is the source of this 1313-nucleotide messenger RNA. Its product is annotated as H2.0-like homeobox protein. The record is from RefSeq and is a predicted model, not a curated record. Gene Ontology annotation, biological process: regulation of DNA-templated transcription. Bases 563 to 1267 code for a protein of 234 amino acids. The transcript is spliced from 4 exons. Lineage: Eukaryota; Metazoa; Arthropoda; Insecta; Hymenoptera; Apidae. Gene Ontology annotation, molecular function: DNA-binding transcription factor activity, RNA polymerase II-specific; sequence-specific DNA binding.
GGGAGUUCUUCCGAGCGAUGCUCCAUCGAAUCUGACAUCAGACUCAUCGUCCUUCAGAGACCAAUCUUCAGUGAGCCACGCCUACAGCGUUUCUGUAGGCCAAUCCCACGUACGAAAUUGCAGCGAGCUCUCCGAUCACUUCUUUCUUUCUUUCUUUUUUUUUUUUUUUCCUUUUUAAACCACGCUGAACAUGGCAGGAACUACUCCUCCGCUCGUUCAUCCCGAUGCACUUCCGUGAAAGUCAUUCGUUUAGCCCCCUGACCAUUUUCAUUGACGCCGGCCGACUGAUAAUCCCGUCGUCUUCUAUUUGCGAUCGGCCGGAGAAUCGUACCAUUGUCGGAAGUGCCUGUUUUGGAUCAUGACACAAACUCUGUGAUACAGUGGAGUGCGCUCUCGUGCCCGUGAUUUAUUUGGAUUGCGAUUUUGAGUGAAGCAUUGUUGGAAAAUGUCGUAGUCGUCAAAAGUGCAAGAGAGAGAGAGAGAGAGACAGAGAGAGAGAGAGAGGGGCUGACAGGGUAACUAAUAUCUCGCGCGAGAGUCAGUUCAAAGGGAAGAGACGAAAAUGAACGAAGUGAAAACCCGCGUUGUGGAUGGUACAAAUUGUUCGAAGGCACUGAAGUUCGGUGUGGAGCGUAUAUUGUCGGACGAAAUCUCCUCGAAGAGAACAGAUAUAUUUAGGCUACUUCCAGUGCAAUUUUCUACGGUGCGAUGCCCUUGUCCGGGAGGUUGCGUCAGGUGCGAGGCCCUUCGAAUUUACCCUCCGUUCUCUUACGUUCAAACGACCAUCUCUGGUGGAAGUUAUGCGAGCAUCAAUCACGGAAACGGAGUGGUCGAAAAUUAUACAAAUAUUUAUCGACCUGCUCCGCUUCGACCUGUUCCCAGAGUUCCAAUGUCGUCCGCCUCGACACCGAGCAACCAAUCGGAGACCAAUACCAGAAGGAAGAGAUCGUGGUCGAGGGCCGUGUUCAGUUCUCUGCAACGGAAGGGAUUGGAGCGACGAUUCUCUCUGCAAAAGUACAUCACGAAACCGGAUAGGCGGCAACUCGCUGCCACUCUAGGCUUGACCGACGCACAAGUGAAAGUCUGGUUUCAAAAUCGGCGAAUGAAGUGGCGACACACGAAGGAGAGCGAGAGCGCUGUCCUGUCGAAUCCCGACGCCCAGAAGGAAUCGGCGAAAAAGUUGACGAAGGACAACGCGAAGAACGCGACGACUGAAAAGACUGUUUCGGAGGACGAGGAGGACAUUGAGAUCGAAGUUGACGUGUGAAUUUAAAAAAUAUAUAUUUAUGACGUUCGGAUGCUAGUUUGUAAUC